Messenger RNA from Penicillium longicatenatum, 741 nucleotides. RefSeq lists its product as uncharacterized. The transcript has a single exon. Gene Ontology annotation, cellular component: membrane. The coding region runs from base 1 to 741 and encodes 246 amino acids. NCBI's taxonomy places the organism in Eukaryota, Fungi, Ascomycota, Eurotiomycetes, Eurotiales, Aspergillaceae. Gene Ontology annotation, biological process: transmembrane transport. The record is from RefSeq and is a predicted model, not a curated record. Gene Ontology annotation, molecular function: transmembrane transporter activity.
AUGCUGAGGCCCAAAGUUCAAAUCCCGCAGGUCAUGUUGGGAUCAACCAUUCUCGGAGGCCUUUCGGGAAUUCCUAUGACGCUGGUGGUGAUGUUCUGCGCCUCGAAUCCGGAGGCUUUGCUUACGCCCAUUGGGGGACAGCCGCUUGUCCAGCUGCUGAAGGAUUCUCUCCAUAGUACAGCACUGUCCAUGCUUAUUGGUAUCCUGAUUGUCAUUAUAAUGAUAAUGUGCUCCGUCGCCGUUCUCACGGCUAUGAGUCGAGUGGUGUGGAGUAUGGCGACCGAAAACCUUUUCGUUUUCCAGGGAUGGUUAUCCCAACUUUCCGAGGAGAGCCAGUUACCUAUUCACAUCCUGGUGGUGGUGUCCAUAUUAUCUUAUCUCAUUGGCCUACCCCAGCUAGGAUCAGCCAAGGCCCUGAAUGCUAUAAUCGGUGCAGGGGUGAACUGCUUAAUGAUCAGCUAUAUGAUCCCGAUCGUGUGCGUGCUGUGUCAUAAAGGUGACCCCUUUCCGCAAGAUCGAUACUGUCGUCUAGGAAAUGCUAGUCGUCCGGUGCAUUUGAUCGCCUUCAUCUGGAUAAUUGUCGUGGACAUUGAGACCUGUUUCCCUCAGUAUCUGCCGGUCACUACAAGCAACAUGAACUAUACUGGCCCCAUCAUGGCCGGUGUAGCUAUUCUUUUCGGGCUAAAUUGGGUUUUGCAUGCACGGAAUCUUUAUCAACUUCCUCAGGCGCUGUUGAAUUGA